Guyanagaster necrorhizus is the source of this 537-nucleotide messenger RNA. RefSeq lists its product as uncharacterized. Lineage: Eukaryota; Fungi; Basidiomycota; Agaricomycetes; Agaricales; Physalacriaceae. The coding region runs from base 93 to 485 and encodes 130 amino acids. The record is from RefSeq and is a predicted model, not a curated record. The transcript has 3 exons.
UUUCCUAAAAUUCAACCGUCACAAGGCUGCCAUUUUUCUGUGUGCUCUCAGUCAAAUCUCAGUCCUUUUAACAGCCCUUUUGCGCGUUUUGAAUGAGCGAAAUCAUAAAUAAUUCACAUUCGGUGAACGCAAGGUCCGAUGGCCUGACACGGAACCCCCGUCAUUGUCAAGUAGCUUGGCCUAAAACGUCCAUGCUGAGGUCUUCGUUCUUCAACACCUCCACUUUCCAAAGGUCCCUGCGGCGACUAACAGCAGGAUCUCAGCGGCACCACACAGCUGUGACUACUUCACCAGUCGAGCUUCACUAUACCGAGCUUAUACCACCAGAUGGAAAUAAGACUGAUCGAGCGCUCGUUAUUCUUCAUGGGUUACUCGGUUCUAAACGGAACUGGACAUCUCUCACCAAAGCCUUCUUGCGUGACCUGAAUCGACCCGUGUAUGCCUUGGUCUGUUUAUUUCCCUCCUAUAGUUUUACAAAAUCAUAAAAGAUGUCAGGGCCUUCGGAAUCAUGGAACGUCGCCUCAUGCUUUGCCUACU